CAGGGCUGUGCUUACUUCUGUGGCAAUAUGGCUGCGGCCAGUUUCGGCGUUCUUUGCAGAAAAGUCUUAACCGGCCUGAAGGUUUCCAGGUCACUUUUAAGUCCUCAGGCCCUAGCUAGCACAGGUUGCAGGUUUUCUCUUAGUCUUUUGCCUAAGAACAUACCAAAUGUCACAUCUUUUCACCAGUGUAGAUUACUUCAUACCACAUUGUCAACAAAAGGACUGGAAGAAUUUUUUGAUGACCCAAAGAAUUGGGGCCAAGAAAAAGUGAAAUCUGGAGCUUCAUGGACCUGUCAGCAAUUAAGGAAUAAAAGUAAUGAAGAUUUACAUAAACUUUGGUAUGUCCUACUGAAAGAAAGAAACAUGCUCCUAACUCUAGAGCAGGAGGCCAAGCGGCAGAGUUUGCCAAUGCCAAGUCCGGAGCGGUUAGAAAAGGUAAUAGAUUCCAUGGAUGCAUUAGAUAAAGUUGUCCAGGAAAGAGAAGAUGCCCUAAGACUUCUUCAGACUGGUCAAGAAAAAGCUAGACCUGGUGCUUGGAGAAGAGACAUCUUUGGAAGAAUCAUCUGGCACAAAUUCAAGCAGUGGCCUAUACCUUGGUACCUAAAUAAAAGAUACAAUAGGAAACGAUUCUUUGCAAUGCCCUAUGUGGAACGUUUUGUCAGAUUGAGACUUGAGAAACGAGCCCGCAUUGAAGCAAGAAAGAAAAGUUUAGAGAAAAAGAAAGAAAAAUUUCUUCAGAAAAAGUUUCCACAUCUUUCUGAAGCCCAGAAGUCAAGUCUUAUCUAAAAUGUCUGAAUUCUUGGGGCGCCUGGGUGGCUCAGUCGUUAAGCGUCUGCCUUCGGCUCAGGUCAUGAUCCCAGGG
Messenger RNA from Neomonachus schauinslandi (Hawaiian monk seal), 862 nucleotides. RefSeq names its product mitochondrial ribosomal protein L47 (gene MRPL47). Gene Ontology annotation, cellular component: mitochondrial ribosome; mitochondrial large ribosomal subunit. The transcript is spliced from 7 exons. NCBI's taxonomy places the organism in Eukaryota, Metazoa, Chordata, Mammalia, Carnivora, Phocidae. The coding region runs from base 28 to 786 and encodes 252 amino acids. Gene Ontology annotation, molecular function: structural constituent of ribosome. Gene Ontology annotation, biological process: mitochondrial translation. The record is from RefSeq and is a predicted model, not a curated record.